Labrus bergylta (ballan wrasse) is the source of this 4263-nucleotide messenger RNA. RefSeq names its product G-protein coupled receptor 26-like. The record is from RefSeq and is a predicted model, not a curated record. Lineage: Eukaryota; Metazoa; Chordata; Actinopteri; Labriformes; Labridae. Gene Ontology annotation, molecular function: G protein-coupled receptor activity. Gene Ontology annotation, cellular component: membrane. Gene Ontology annotation, biological process: adenylate cyclase-activating G protein-coupled receptor signaling pathway.
UGUGGAUGUCUGGGCGCUCUUUGAGAGCUGGUAGCUGCUGAGGGAAACACCACACGCCCUCUGCUUCACUUUGCAAAGCUUUACUUCUUCAGUGGACGGAUUUCAAUGGGAAAUAUCUUCCAGUUUCAGGAGGGAAGUGCUGGCGGCGGCUUCAGCACUCUGGACAGCGCUCCUGGAAGUUUGAGAGGAUUUAAUUGAAUUGGAUUUUGGGCGCCGUGUCAGGGGAUGAAAAUGGUUGAUUCUAAGUGUUUAUUAUCAACUAAAUGCGAAGGUAACCUAAUGGUGAACCUCCUGGAGUGAGACAUGGACUUUGCUGAAAUCCUUUUCGCUUCGUUCAUCGUCGUGGUCGCCGUCGUCUCGCUGUUGUCAAACUUGUUGGUGCUGUUAUGUUUCGUCCACAGCACCGAGAUUCGCCGGCAGGUUCCCGGUGUUUUCACCAUGAACUUAUCCUUCUGCAACAUCCUCAUCACUGUUUUAAACAUGCCGGCCACUCUGGUUGGGAUUAUCCGGAACCAGCAGCCUUUUGGGGAUUGCGUGUGCCACACGGUGAGCUUCCUGGAGACUUUUCUCACAGCCAACACCAUGUUGAGCAUGGCGGCGCUCAGCAUAGACCGGUGGAUAGCGGUGGUGUUCCCGCUCAGUUACUCCACCAAAAUGCGCUACAAGGACGCACUGAUCAUGGUGUGCUACUCGUGGCUGCACUCCUUCACCUUCUCCCUGACGGCGCUGCUCUUCUCCUGGGUGGACUACAGCCACGCGUACGCGUCCUGCACCCUGCAGCCGAGCGAGGAGGGCAGCGACAGGAUGAAGUUCACGGUGUUCACGGUGGUUUUUCACGCCACCAGCUUCAUGCUCUCCCUGCUCACCCUCUGUUUCACCUACCUGAAGGUGCUGAAAGUGGCCAGGUUUCACUGCAAGAGGAUUGACAUAAUCACCAUGCAGACUCUUUUCCUGCUGGUCGACAUCCACCCAAGUGUGAAACAAAGAUGUUUAGCUGAGCAAAAGAGGAGAAAACAGAGAGCCACAAAGAAGAUCAGCAUCUUCAUUGGCUCCUUCAUUAUCUGCUUUGCUCCUUAUGUCAUUACAAGGUUGGCUGAGCUUUUACCCUUUGUGGAUAUCAACCGCCGCUGGGGAAUCAUCAGUAAGUGCCUGACAUACAGCAAGGCUGCAUCCGACCCCUUCGCCUACUCCCUCCUACGUCAGCAGUACAAGAAAGUCCUGGUUACUGUCGUCAACAGGCUGCUACGCCGUGACUUGUACCCCUCGUCUGGCCAUAACAGCUCUUUAGACACGGAGAACGACUACUGUCUUCAGAGGAUCAGCUAAUAGUGAAUGAGCGGGCACGACAGGUACACACUUUGAGCCAAAGAUAAAGGUUGCCUCGUGGAAGAAGGUGGGCGGAGGAGAAGAAUGAGCAGAGAGACUGGGAGGAGAGUAAAUUGUUAAGGAAGGAGAAAGAGAGCAGACAGAGGGGACAGAUUGUGGGUGGGGGUUGAAGAAAGAGCUAAAAUAAGGAAAAUGGUGGGUGGAGAAGAGUGAAGAGACAGUAAUGAGGGGGAGGAGGAGCUGAGAAGGUGAAGACAUAGAGAGUGCAAAGGGGGUGAUGUGGAAGACGUUUGCCUCGGACAGCAAGGGCAAACAAGGUGAUCUAUGUUUCAUCAACACACAAAACAACACGGAUCACAAGAAUCAAUUUCAUCAAAUAAAUCCCAGGGGGGAGAUUCAUCUUAAACUGAAGGACCACACUGCUGGAGGCAGACUUGGAAAAAAAAAAGUGGCCUUUUUUUGUUGUUCCGACCACUUUAUAAUGACUUCAGCAAAUCCCGGUGUUGUGACCUUUGCACUGCCACAAAACGCAGCCUGAGGCCGAUAAAGGCGCUGGAGCAAAGAUUUGAAAAUGUCUUACUUUAUUUUAAUGAAUGUACUGUUAGGUGAGGCUUUACCUUAAUGCCAUGUUCUGUAUUGACAAUGUUAGAAUACUUUGCAGUGUCAUGUCAGUCACUGAAUAUUGAUGCACUUUGUCUAAAUCUCUCAGAGCAACUGUAGUUACAGGAGCCAAAGGAGGGGACCAUUUAUAGCUUGAUAUUAAAGGAUAAGGCGAGGGAUAUUCUAUGUUGUUUUGUUGUUAACAAAUUCCAUGAAAAGUCCAAUAUCUACAAUAUUAUACACUGUAUGGUAUUAUGUAUCGUGAGUACUAGAUGCUCCAAAGAUGUAAAUCCAUGAAAAAGGUGUUGGAUUUUUUUAUUCAAGAUUUUAUAAUUUCCUUUGACAGCUGGGUACUGUUGAUUUAUGUAAACAUUUCUCAAUGUAAACAUUUCUCAAUCAGGUGAAAACAUAGCUUCUUUAAGACCCGGAUUAAUACACAAUUUGUGAACUCAAUAAAUGUAUGGCAAUAUUAGAACUGAAAAUAAACGUCAGUGCCCUGGUUUUCCAUUAUGAAGACAAAUGUCACCACUCAGCUUAUUUUCACUUCUCACUCUUAAAACGUGGAAUCUUGGUCAGUGGCCCAAUGCAUCAAUAUUCAAAACUAUAGGCAUCUCUUUAAUUAAGAAACAAAUUGUUUUGUUGUGAUUUUUUGAAGUCAUGUAAAGCACCAGUGGUGGCGUUUUUGGAGAGAGCAAACAAACAUGAUAUUUUCAUCAGGAGGAUCUGUAUUCUUUUCCCGUGAUCCCAAUGGUUAAUGUUGACUUCUUUGGGACUCGACUCGUAUUUUACCACUUAAAGCGCUUUUACACUACAUGUCACAAUAAGUCAUUCACACACACAUUCACACACUAGAGGCAAAGGAUAAAUGAUCAAGUAGCCAUCAGUGCGUUCAAAUACCAAUGUUGAAGCCACCGAGAGCAUCUUAGAUUUCAUUGCUACAGCUACUGGAGCUGCAACUUUCUGAUUGAAAGAUGACUGACUCCACCACUGAGCCACAGCCACCCCAUAGCAUACGUUGGGUAACCUACAUUUUUAAUUUAACGUAACGUCCUUAGUAACAUUAUAUACGUAAACAGACUUAAGCUAACGUACAUUUGUGUCAUUAUUAAGGUACAAAUGUUAAGCAACCUACAUAUGUUAGCUUCACAACCGCUUACAUACUGAACUUCUGAUUCAGACCCAACUAUGAUCUUUUUCCUUUACCUUACCAAGUUGUGUUGACUCAAUCUAACCAAACUGUACACUUUUCACAAUGCUAUUUGGUAUAUAUCUUUCCCAUCCAAAAUUUGAAAUGACUAAAGUCUUCUCAGCAAGCUUGCUGGAUGUUUCUAAAUAUAUUUUUGUGUUAAACUGAAGGACUGAGGGAAAUGUUACAGUUGCUAACUUGCCACUGGGCCAGCAUGAAGCCUGGUCACUGGCACUGACCAUCUGUCAUACUUGGUGAGUUGGAAGUGAGAAUAUGUUGAACCUGUUGGUGGGUUCACUGAUGUGUUUAAAAAAAUGUUUUUGACAAACUAAAAGCAAAGGCCAACCCCCUAAAAGCAAAGCCCCUUUAAAGCAAGCAUAUUUGUUAAUGUGACUGCUGUGAGUGGCAUUAUUCAGUGGCACAGUAGAGAGAAGUUUAAAUGUUAAUACGCCACUUACUUUGCAAAACAUUGAGAGCUCACCUUUCAUUUAAUGAAAUCCAACUCACUUGAGAAUUAACACAAUAUUCUCACAAUUACAGAAAAGAUUGGUUUUAGUGGCUUCACAGUCUUGUCAAUAGGAAGGUCAAUACAUUAUUGGUUUUGGGCUUUUCGUGGGAUUUGUUGUGAGUGCAGAAUGUUUCCUGACUUCAGCUUAGAAUUGUGACUUUGUAAUUGUACUAGGGAUAGCCCACUUUUGUACAACUUUGCUUUGUUCUGCCAGUUGACUGAAAAAACGUUUCUAUGUUUCUAUUUAAAUGAUGGUAUAAUAUACAAUAUAUAUAUAUAUAUAUAUAUUUUGCACUGUACAGGAACAACUUUUGUCUAGAUAAAUGGGGAGCUAUGUGAUGUAGCAUAGGAGAGCUUUCAAAGUGCUUUAAACACACCGUUUUGUCUUUGUGCCAGAUUUGAAUAUGUGAUUUUUCCAUCUGUACCAGAUUAGCUGCUUAUUUAUUAAAAAUCUGUUUUUUUGGAUGUAAUUAACGCACAUGUAUCAUUCCUCCUGUGAGCCACUUGCUGUUAGGCAGUGUGAUAGCUUUAAGUGGAAUCUGUGCAAUAAAACCAUCAAUUAUGAAGCUAAUAGAAAUAAUAAUGUUUCAAAGCAAUGUCAAUGAAGUUAGAUAAUGCCCUUUGCUUUAAUUUAUAAAUUGAA